This is a messenger RNA of Amphimedon queenslandica, 646 nucleotides long. RefSeq names its product U6 snRNA phosphodiesterase-like. The coding region runs from base 1 to 477 and encodes 158 amino acids. The record is from RefSeq and is a predicted model, not a curated record. Gene Ontology annotation, molecular function: 3'-5'-RNA exonuclease activity. NCBI's taxonomy places the organism in Eukaryota, Metazoa, Porifera, Demospongiae, Haplosclerida, Niphatidae. Gene Ontology annotation, biological process: U6 snRNA 3'-end processing. The transcript has 6 exons. Gene Ontology annotation, cellular component: nucleus.
AUGAUACCAUUCCUGUCUGAACUACAUCUCAGUCUCUCACGUACUGUACCAAUACAGUAUCACUGGAUACAACCACUCACUGCAUCACUGAUGGAAUCAAUUACCAAUAAUCAUAAAAGGUUUCCUGUUUCAUUUGAUGGUCUAGUAUUUUAUGUCAAUGAUGAUACGUCAAGGUCGUUCCUAGGUCUACAUGUACAGGAAGGCCAUCAAGAGUUAUGUUCUAUAGUUGAUGAUAUAGACAGGAUAUUUGAGAAAUUUAAACUACCGAAAUUCUACACAGAGAGAUCAUUCCAUGUGUCACUGUACUGGGCACUGGGUAACAUAUUGCCUUCAAUAAACCAAGAACUGGAGGCUAAAUUAAAGUUGUUGUGGAAAGAAUGUCUACUAGAGAAUGACUUUACAGAAGAACUAACUGUCAAUGUAUCAUCCAUUAGUUGUAAAUGUGGAAAUAAACAAUUCACAUUCAAUCUAACAUAAAAUCACAUGUCCAAUGUUGUUUUUAAAAGUAAAAGUGGUUAAAUCAUUCAAUUAGUCAGAUUCCAAGGAAUAGGUUUAUAUACCUGUGGGGAAUUCUAAACAUUCAAGGAGUGUACACACACAAUCACCAGUCAUAACUGAGCCACUUGCUGCAGUGGUGUACCUGAAG